This is a messenger RNA of Trypanosoma theileri, 3258 nucleotides long. RefSeq lists its product as uncharacterized. Bases 1 to 3258 code for a protein of 1085 amino acids. The record is from RefSeq and is a predicted model, not a curated record. The transcript has a single exon. NCBI's taxonomy places the organism in Eukaryota, Euglenozoa, Kinetoplastea, Trypanosomatida, Trypanosomatidae.
AUGAGUCGAGGGACUGGUUACUCUUAUCGACAAGAUGUUUCUCUACAGGAGUACUUUGAGGCCUGCGCUGGGAGCAGCAGUGGCAGUAGUGUACAUGAAAGUGAUAGUGCAAGUGAUCAGGACUCUCCAAACUACUGGCGCGCCGCCUGCCGCUCUCCACUGCGUGGAAAGGCAAGACUGAAACUCCACCAACGCAACUCUGUACAGCACGCACUGCAGGAGCGGAGAAACUCCAUGCGCAGGGGACGUGAUGCCGAGACAACAGCGGCGUUAUUAGCUAAACCAUUACAUGUGGCUCCUAUUACUCUUAGAAGAGGUGAUGGGGAGAGUAGAACAGAGUUUAAAGAGAAUGAUAUCUGUUCAACCGCCAUAGAGCGUAUUAUCUUUGAUGUUCUCUGUGCUUUACGUCAGUCACCCAAUGAAUGUUUUGAAACAUCUAUUCUAAAAGAGAAGAACAAACCACCAGUGUGGUCACGCCGUAAAGUGGUGAUAACGCAAAAAUUAUGGGAGAAUGAUGUACCUUUUAGUGUUCGUACACUUGUAGAGAAAAUUCUCACUGCCGCAAACCUUGUUGCUCAAGCCCAUUGGCAAAUAAAAGAACUUGCGACAUCUCUCUCUAGAGAUGAUAUUGGAAUGUCAGAAGAUACCUUUAGUAAUUAUGGAGAAACUUGCACAGGUGAUGAUGGACUACUAUUAGCAUCAUCUCUUGUUCUUUCUCGUUUUAGUGCUAUUGUACGUUUAUUCUUACAUAAUAUCGCAAGUUGGGCUUUGCAUAUACAAGAAGAAGUGGUCUCUAGAGGUUGUACAGCUAUUAUACAGAAUGAUAUGCUACAAACUGUAGAAAAGGUUCUUCUACCCAUAAAGCGUUGUAUUCUUUUAAUGGAGGAUGCCUGUAGUAUUACACAUGAGCAACAACAAACAAAUAAUUCAAAUAGUGAAACAAAUAAUCUUGACACUGUUACUCGUGCUACAGGACUCAUAGAUUACCUCAUUGUACGAAUGAGUGUAAUGCAGGAUAGUAAUACCAUGGAUCUUUACCGUUUCUAUAUGGUUUUAUUAAUUUAUUGUAGUUGGCCCUAUGUACUACUAAUGACGUCAGCUAUUUUUGGAUUUGUAACAGAUAUUGAUGCGAAUACAUGGCGUUCAAAGAUCCCUCGUAUUUUUCGUCUCUCCUUCUCACAUAUACGUGUUAGUGAAAACAAUCAUUUAGAUCGAAAAGAAUUGGCUUUACCAACGGACAUUCUUUCACUUGUUUUAUUAUGUGUUGGAUACGAAGGUGUGGGGCCGAAUGAACAGAGUAAGGAAAGUAAACGGCAGCGAUGUGAAAAUCGUUCUAGACGUAGAGCUGCAUUUGCAUCUAUGCUUUCUUCGCGAAGUUUUAUUCUUCGUAGUUUUGUAGCAUUUUCACGUCAAAAGACACUUGUGGGUUGGUGCCGUAAACGAGCCGUAGAUCAACGUCCAACUGGUGUUAUUGCAAACUCCAAUAAAGAAGAAUUAUGGCGUACAACGUUGAGUGAGUGGCAAUCAUGGCGAUUUUUACAACAGGAAGAGGGACGAUCUAAUAGAUUUACAGAUAUUGUUUUACCACUUGUACUCUCUAGUCAUCUUGAAUACAGUCUUAAUACAUCCUCACAAUCAAAAGGUGUCACUUGGGCAUUGCAAGUAGAUGAUAAUAAAACACAUCAUGACAUGUUACUUCUAGACACUAGUGAGUUAAAGGGUUUGCCCAUUACAGAGUUAUGGUUGCAUACUUCUUUGCCUGCCGCAAGAUGGGUUAGUGUGAGUUUGCUAGUUCCUAUAGGACAGGUAGUGCAAAGAUUGCAUGAGAGACGUCUUGUGGAGUUACUCUCCACUACAGUGGCUCGUCAGCGUAUGGGAUAUUAUACUGUAGACAAUAAUAAUAAUAAUAAUGAUAAUAAUAAUAAUAAUAAUAAUAAUAAUAAUGAUAAUCAUGAUAAUGAUAGUGAUGAUGGUAUGCUAGAUAUGGAAUUGGAGGUAAGUGUGAAUGGUGAGGAUAACGUUCUUGCGUUUUCACUACGAGAUGUUCCACAUAAGUUAGGAGGUGAAACUAGUAAUAAUGGUAGUAUGAAUCCUUUAAGUAGAACUGCUGUUGAUACUCCUGAACGUCUAUUAAGAUCACAUAAUGUAACAUUUCGUGAGGCAGUUAAAUUGAUUAUUGAUGUUGUGCUCUGUAGAGAUAGUGAACGGAUAGUGUAUACAUUCUUACAUCGUCUGUUUCUCGAACCCCAUUGGUGGUUCCGACGAGAUGCUGCAGAAUACACAAGUAAUGGGACAGCCUCUAUCUUUAUAUCUAAUACCUUUGCAGAUGCACUUCGUGGAAAACCAUUGGGCCCAUUUGUUCGUCUUGCAGUAGCACCAAAGACCGAAUCACAAUCUUCACAAAACGCCAAUGAUGGACAUCCUUUUGAAAUGUUACGUACCUUCGCGUCCUUUGAACUUAUUUUUACAUUCCCAUGGGAUAUUGCACUUAUACUACUACCAUCGGAUCUAUGUGUGGAGUGGGGAAAAGGAGGGAAUAUUCAAGAAAAGUACGCCUCUUACUUCUGGAAAAAUCGACGACGUAAAUUAGAACAACAAGAGAAAGAGAAAGAUUAUCCAACAAAGGAAUUCCAGUUACAACCACAAGACUACUGGAGUUACUGCUUUGGUUACUUGUGCUCACUGUACUAUGCCCAGAUUUCAUUGCGAGAACAGCGAAAACGACUGCAACGAAGAGAUGUGGAUACAUAUCACCUCAUGUCCGUACUUGGUACGACAGAACAAGGGAAGGCACACGCUGCUCGUAUUACGAGAGGACUUGGCAGUGCGUACUUUGAACUUUCCUUCGCCGUGGACUCACUACUUGGUUUCACACAGAAUAUUGUAAGCAUCACUGCACGCGAGAUGGAGGAGGAGUUAACACGAAUGAACACCUCAGCAGGUUCAUGUAUUACAUUAUGCCAGCGAUUAGACAGUCGUCUUCUACGUCUACUCUGUGUGUGCUUCCCAGUACAAACACGCUCAGAUGCCAUAAAGCCGUUGCCAGAGUCCACUUCUAUUCGUGAAUCCAUUACUUUAUUACUCACGAUAGCUUUAGACCCGGCGAAUCUGCCACUUAAACACGUUACCUCUAGAACACAGAAUGCAAUUGAAGCGCUUGUGACGGUUGUACGUUCACUCCCCAUGACAUCUGUGCUUCGAGAACAUGUUUGGCCGUUGCUGGUGUUGUUGACAUUCAAUCGUUUCUACGGUGAAUGA